Messenger RNA from Pogonomyrmex barbatus (red harvester ant), 462 nucleotides. RefSeq names its product oligosaccharyltransferase subunit 5 kud (gene kud). NCBI's taxonomy places the organism in Eukaryota, Metazoa, Arthropoda, Insecta, Hymenoptera, Formicidae. Gene Ontology annotation, cellular component: oligosaccharyltransferase complex. The record is from RefSeq and is a predicted model, not a curated record.
UUAUGCUUAACCGAUGCUAGCCGAUGUCAGCUGUAGUCAUGCACGAUGUCAGCCGAUUUCUGAUUAUUUAAUAGAAGAGUAGUUCCGAAGCUUUCGAGUUUCUCUUUCUUAUUUUUCGCUACGUAAAAUCACAUCAAUUACAAAAAUGGUGGAAAUCGAGUCGAUGACGAGAUAUGUCUCACCGGUGAACCCAGCUGUCUUUCCACUACUAGCCGUGGUGCUGUUGGGAAUUGGAGUAUUCUUUACAGCUUGGUUCUUCGUAUACGAAGUCACCAGUACCAAAUUCACGCGAGACAUCUUCAAGGAAGCGCUAAUUUCUUUGGUCGCAGCAUUAUUCUCCAGUUUUGGAGUAUUAUUUUUGCUGCUUUGGGUCGGAAUAUAUGUAUAGAUAACAUUGAGCUGUUAAAAUUUUUCAACAAAAUAUUCAUAAUUUUAAAAAAAAAAAUUAUAUAUAUAUAUAUA